UUUCCUAGAUCACUCCUGGAAGCAAGGCCGCUAUAGCUAAUUUAUGUAUCGGAGAUGUGAUCACAGCCAUCGAUGGGGAAAAUACCGGCAGUAUGACGCACUUGGAAGCUCAGAACAAAAUCAAGGGCUGCACAGACAACAUGACUCUCACAGUGGCCAGGUCUGAACAUAAAGUCUGGUCUCCUCUGGUGACGGAGGAAGGAAAGCGUCAUCCGUACAAGAUGAAUUUAGCCUCCGAACCCCAAGAGGUCCUACACAUUGGAAGCGCCCACAACCGGAGUGCCAUGCCCUUUACCGCCUCGCCUGCCUCCAGCGCCGCCCCUAGGGUCAUCACGAACCAGUACAACAACCCAGCUGGCCUCUACUCUUCUGAAAACAUCUCCAGCUUCAAUAACGCCUUGGAAUCAAAGACCGCUGCCAGCGGGGAGGAGGUGAACAGCAGACCCUUAGACCAUGCUCAGCCUCCAAGCGGCCUCGUCAUCGACAAAGAAUCUGAAGUUUACAAGAUGCUGCAGGAGAAACAGGAGUUGAACGAGCCCCCGAAACAGUCCACGUCCUUCCUCGUUCUGCAGGAAAUCCUGGAGUCGGAGGAAAAAGGGGAUCCCAACAAGCCCUCAGGAUUCCGAAGCGUUAAAGCUCCUGUCACCAAAGUGGCUGCGUCGAUUGGAAACGCUCAGAAAUUGCCCCUGUGCGAUAAAUGUGGCACCGGUAUUGUGGGUGUGUUUGUGAAGCUCCGGGACCGUCACCGCCACCCCGAGUGUUACGUGUGCACCGACUGUGGCACCAACCUGAAACAGAAGGGCCACUUCUUUGUGGAGGAUCAAAUCUACUGUGAAAAGCACGCCCGGGAGCGAGUCACACCACCCGAGGGCUACGACGUGGUCACCGUGUUCCCCAAGUGAGCCAGCCGGUCUUUCCCAACCGCCGUUCUCCUGCCAACCUUUCAUCAGCUUGUUCUCUAGAUGUUCUGGUUCUCUUCUCCCUUGAGAGUUCCAUGCUUACCUUGGUUUCACCCCUGCUUAUUAAACAUUGAGCCCCCUACCUUGGUUAACUGACUCACACUGGCUGUGUGAUGCCCACUUCUACCAUGAAGUCUUCUUCUACCAGGAGACAGUCUUCUACCAGGAGACUGUUUUGUUCUGUGUCCCCUUGCCAGCAGCAUGUAUUGCUUCCUCCCAGUUUUUGUCUGCUGCAAAUGGACAUUAGCCAAAUAUGAACCAAAUCAAAUUUAACAUUUCUGACAUUGAUUCUGUUUUUACUCAAUAAAUAUAUAGG
Molecule: messenger RNA, 1275 nt
Organism: Carlito syrichta (Philippine tarsier)
Lineage: Eukaryota; Metazoa; Chordata; Mammalia; Primates; Tarsiidae
Product: PDZ and LIM domain protein 1
Exons: 6
Coding region: 93-902 (269 amino acids)
Biological process (GO): muscle structure development; actin cytoskeleton organization; heart development
Cellular component (GO): stress fiber; adherens junction; Z disc
Molecular function (GO): muscle alpha-actinin binding; actin binding
Source: RefSeq, a predicted model, not a curated record